AUGCCCGUCCAGCAAGCAGACCUCGAAGCCGCCAUCCGGGCUGCUAUAGAUCCUAUUGAUCAUCUCGAGAUUAUCGACGUUUCGAGCGGCUGCGGAGAAAACUAUGCUGUCGUCGUCGUCUCCCCGGCAUUCGAGGGCAAACUGACGCUUGCGAGACAUAGAUGGAUCAAUGAGAUUCUCAAGACCCAGAUUGCGCAAAUGCAUGCGUUUUCCCAGAAAACGUUUACACCCAAGCAGUGGGCAGCAGACCAGGCCAAGAAGCAAGAGGCUGCACGAGUGAAAAAGGAGCUCGAGGAGACGGUAAAGGAGUCUGAUCCACCUGCUCAAGCGGCAGCAGCGUCUUAG
Molecule: messenger RNA, 345 nt
Organism: Serendipita indica DSM 11827
Lineage: Eukaryota; Fungi; Basidiomycota; Agaricomycetes; Sebacinales; Serendipitaceae
Source: the annotation of a GenBank genome assembly